AUGUCUUGCGGUUUCUGGUACGAACACAGCUUGGCCGGUUGUUCAGAUCGGUUCGGUCUUGACAUCAGGAAUAAGUCAAUCACGUUCCUUGAUGGUGGUAACAUCAAGGUGAAAUCUUCCACCUGGGUCCAGUGUGGUCGUGGUCUGGCUGCGUUUCUCAGUUUCAAGCGGCUCUCAGACGACGAGAAAGAUGCCCCCUUCGCUGUCCAGAGCUAUUCAAACGACGUGUUCUAUAUAUCGAGCUUCUUGAUAUCUCGGCACGAAAUGUUUGAGAGCAUCAAGCGGGUGACGGGCAUGGUAGACUUUGACUGGGAUGUCAAAUAA
Colletotrichum navitas is the source of this 324-nucleotide messenger RNA. RefSeq lists its product as uncharacterized. NCBI's taxonomy places the organism in Eukaryota, Fungi, Ascomycota, Sordariomycetes, Glomerellales, Glomerellaceae. The transcript has a single exon. The record is from RefSeq and is a predicted model, not a curated record. Bases 1 to 324 code for a protein of 107 amino acids.